Colletotrichum graminicola M1.001 is the source of this 1713-nucleotide messenger RNA. RefSeq names its product cofactor FMO1 FAD enzyme. Lineage: Eukaryota; Fungi; Ascomycota; Sordariomycetes; Glomerellales; Glomerellaceae. The coding region runs from base 1 to 1713 and encodes 570 amino acids. The transcript has 3 exons. Gene Ontology annotation, molecular function: flavin adenine dinucleotide binding; NADP binding; N,N-dimethylaniline monooxygenase activity. The record is from RefSeq and is a predicted model, not a curated record.
AUGGCGCCUACAGUCGAGACGCUCAUCAUCGGCGCCGGGCCCAGCGGCCUUUGCGCCGCCAAGACCCUGCUCCAGCGUGACCCGGCCGCCGACGUGCUCAUCGUCGACGGCCGCGCGUCGGUCGGCGGCGUCUGGUCCCGGGAGCAGAUCUACCCGAACCUCAAGACCAACAACCUCGUGACGGCCAUGGACUUUUCCGACUUCCCGAUGGACUAUAAGCGGUUCGGCCUCGAGAUGAAGCAGCACGUGCCCGGCGCGGUGAUGCACGAGUACCUCGUCGAGUACGCCAAGCACUUUGGCGUGUGGGACAAGAUCCAGCUCAACACAAAGGUCGUGCGCGUCACGCGGCCCGAGGACGAGGGAGAGUGGCGCGUCGACGUCGAGGAGGCCGGCGGCGAGGCGAGGACUGUGACGUGCGCGCGCCUCAUCGUGGCCACCGGCGUGCUCACCGUCCCCCACGUGCCCGUCAUGGCCGGGUCCGAGGCGUUCGCGGCGCCGAUCGUGCACUCGUCCGACCUGGGGCCGCAGGCGCACCUGUUCGCGUCGCCGGAGAUCAAGACGGUGGCGGUCCUGGGCGGGAGCAAGUCGGCGUACGACGCGGUACACCUCGCGGCCUCGACGGGCCACAAGGUCCGGUGGGUGAUCCGGCGGUCCGGGCGGGGGCCGGUGUGGGUUGCGACGGCGUUCACGCAGCUCGGCCCGUUCAAGGUCUGGCGCGAGCGGCUCGUCACGCGGCGCAUCUGCGCCUUCAUGUCGCCUUGCCUGUUCCCGGACCUGUCGGGCCUCUCGUGGGUGCGGCGGUUCCUGCACGAGAGCGCCGUGGGGAGGGUCGUCAGCCGGACGUUCUGGAAGCUGAUCCGGCACGACACCAUCAACGACUGCGGGUACCAGACGCACGAGAAGACCAAGGUGCUGCAGCCCGAGCAGAACCAAUUCUGGUACGGUACCGCCUCGGGCAUCCUCAGCUUCGAGGACGACUUCUUCGAGUACGUCCGCAACGGCACGGUGCAGAUCUACCGCGAGGAUAUUGACCAUCUCUCGGACCACACGAUCCACCUCGGCGACGGAACGACGCUCGCCGCCGACCUGCUGGUGGCGUCGACGGGCUUCUCGGCGAAGCCGACCAUCAACUUCGAGCCGGCGUCGCUGCACUCGGACCUCGGCAUCCCGACGACGGCUGACGGCGUCAUCGGGAAGCGCUUCCCGCGGCUUCUGGACGGGCCGUUCCUCGACCCGUCGUCGUCCAAGACGCGACCGUUCCACCCGGGGGCGUCGUCCGAGGUCGCCUACACGCCGUGGCGGCUGUACCGAGGCAUCGCGCCGCCCGGGCUCGCGGCGCGGGACGACCGGACACUCGUGUUCCUCGGGGCGUUCAGCAACCUCGCCAACAUCAUGCGGCUCGAGGUGCAGUGCCUGUGGGCGCUGGCGUACCUCGAGGGCCGGAUCCCGUCGCUCGACGUGGACCGCAGGGCCGGGCGCGUGUUCGACGAGGCGGCGCUGCUGCAGCGGUGGGCGCAGUACCGGGCGCCGUACGGGCACGGCCGGUGCUACCCGGACCUGGUGUUCGAUCAGCUGCCGUACUGGGACAUGCUGCUCGGGGACAUGGGCGUGGAGACGCGGCGCAAGACCGGGGUCUGGGCCGAGCUGUUUGAGAGCUACGAGCCGCAGGACUACCGCGGCAUGGUGGCGGAAUGGAUUGCGCAGAACCGGUAG